UGCUGCCAACCCACAAGACGGUCAUUACCCUGCCUAGCAUAGCAGAGAGAGGUCAGCCAGUCGUGUCUCUACCCGAGGCCGGAUGGUAAAAUCCAACCUCCAGCGGAUCCUAAACAGUCAUUGCUUUGCUCGCGAGAAAGAAGGAAAACCUCAGCCCUGUACUACCAUGGCGAAUUUAAGUAGCGGUAUCUGUGACAUGAUUGAGAACUUGUCCCUGCACUGUAGUAGUACCCGCGGCCCAGGGCCUCUGUGGUGCUCCGAUGCCCCUCUCCCACCCCUGAAGAUCCCAGGUGGGCGAGGGAAUGGCACACGGGAUCACGCUCCUUCAGCUCGGCCGCUCUACUCAGACCGAAAAUUGACAGUAACGGAAGAGCCUGCAGGAAAUGGACGUCCAAGAAUAAUCCACUUCCAAAGUCGUCCCACAGCUACCAAGACAAUACAGUGGGAUGCUGUCCUCAACAGCAGUGCACUCUAUGUGGAGAUGCCUCUUCUUGACCCUUUUCCAGAAGGCAGCAAAGAGAGCUUUGCGGCUCUCCUGGAGUUUGCUGAAGAACAUCUGCAAGUUGCUAGUGUUUUUGUCUGCUUUUACAAGAACAGAGAUGAUCGUGCUAAGCUGGUGCGUACCUUCAGUUUCCUGGGCUUUGAGAUUGUGAAACCGGGCCAUGCCCUCGUCCCUCCUCGACCUGACGUCUUCUUCAUGGCCUAUAAUUUUGACAGGGACUCCUCAGAUGAUGAGUAGUCCUCCAGACAUCUUCUUCACCACCUGCUAGUUUACAUGCUCCCCAUUAUCUUAAAGUUUCAGCUUUAUUUACAUCCAUAGCUGUUUUGUGUUGAAUCCGAAGCUGUAGCUUUCCUAUUAAAGCUCACCAUAAAUUUCUGAUCAAGGGAAAAGUUAGCAUUGUGUUUUUGUUUCAAGCAUAUAAAUAUAUGUAUGUUAUAUUAAUCUGGUCUUAAAAAUAUACUUUUUUUUCUUUUUUUAUCCUUUUGCCAUUUUCAUAGCUAGUUGACUAUAUUUACAAUAGACUUUAAUUUCUUGAAUGUACAAAAAAGUCAUCAGGUUUAUACAUGGAUACUCCAGUGUUGUUGGGAUUGGCUAAAUUGUUAAGUUUUCUAAAUAAUUCUCCCUAGACUGAAAUACUUCUCAAUGGGACCAGCUUUUUUUGUCACAGUAAUACCCUUUAUAUUGACUAAUUAGCCCCAAUAAUUGGUACUUUGUAGCCGAGUAGUGAAACACUUAAUUUUAGAUGUGCAUUUAAAUUGGCGAAAGCCAAUGCAUGUGUAUGAAAGUGAUUCAGUAUAAAAUCGAAGUGCUAGUGAGUGACAAAUGGUACUUGAUGAAACAAAACAAAUAAUCCAAAUAGCUUUUGACUUUUUUUUUUUUUUUUUCCCCAAGUUUGUCAGGCUAUAGUAGAGUAUUGUUUUAAGGUUGGAAGUAAAAUGCUGUGGUGUUUCUGGAUUAGGUUCUCCUCUGGCAUUAGCAUUCCUUUACUCUUUUGUUCAUGGUGGUAUUAUGUCCUGCAUAGUGGUACCUGUUGUGCUUCUGUGAUAAUAAAACCAAAAAAAAAA
Cyprinodon tularosa is the source of this 1566-nucleotide messenger RNA. RefSeq names its product ornithine decarboxylase antizyme 1b (gene oaz1b). Gene Ontology annotation, molecular function: ornithine decarboxylase inhibitor activity. Lineage: Eukaryota; Metazoa; Chordata; Actinopteri; Cyprinodontiformes; Cyprinodontidae. Gene Ontology annotation, biological process: positive regulation of protein catabolic process. The record is from RefSeq and is a predicted model, not a curated record. Gene Ontology annotation, cellular component: cytoplasm; nucleus.